Messenger RNA from Trichogramma pretiosum, 2326 nucleotides. RefSeq names its product 3-hydroxyisobutyryl-CoA hydrolase, mitochondrial-like. Gene Ontology annotation, molecular function: 3-hydroxyisobutyryl-CoA hydrolase activity. Gene Ontology annotation, cellular component: mitochondrion. The coding region runs from base 1148 to 2311 and encodes 387 amino acids. Gene Ontology annotation, biological process: L-valine catabolic process. The record is from RefSeq and is a predicted model, not a curated record. The transcript has 8 exons. Lineage: Eukaryota; Metazoa; Arthropoda; Insecta; Hymenoptera; Trichogrammatidae.
GAAAAGCUGCGAAUAAUAAUACCGCUUCGCGACUCGCGUAGUCUCAUAUCUUCAAGCGUACAAUUCUUUUUCAUACCUGAGCGCGAGAUUAAAUUGAAUGUUUACGUGACUUAUUCAAAAAAAAUGAAAAGACAAGAAAAAAUAGAAAAGCAAAGAAAAAAAUUGUCCGAUAUCGAUGAAGUUCUCUUGCAGUGCUGCAAUGAACAACCCUUAAAAAAGAUAUCGAGUGCAGUGCCUAUAGGGGCUGCGUAUUUUGCGCCUUGCUACAUUAUUAUCGCGCGAAAAACAAUUAACACGCAAGCCCAGCUUGCAGGUGUACAUUAUCGUUUUUUAAUGUCAUGCUAACAUAACUUCUCUUCCCUCGGUCGUAUCAUAACUUCUUUCUAGAUGCGUGGGUGGUGUGCGAUUACGUCAUCAGUACGUUGUACACGAAACAAUUGCCAAAAUCUUUAGCCGUCAGAUGGAAAACUUUUCACGACGAUUUCGAUGCUCGUUUUAAAGUGCGAUUUAAUGAACGGAUCAUUUUCAUUGAUCAACAACGACGAUCGAUUAGAACAAUCGUUUUAAAAUGUUUUUUUCUUGGAAGUUGAGAAAGUUAACUAAAAUUAACUAAUUGAAAUUAUAUUGAAGAGAAAGCACACAGUCAUUGUACGACUUGACUCAGCAGCUCGGUAGCACGUGGCAAAUUUUCAUACUUCGUUUGUCAAUUACCAUCGAACAUGAGAUACUUGGUACGAUUUGUCGACCGCAAAAUAAUCGUGAAAAAAUCGAACGAAAAGCCGAAAAGCAAAUGAUCGUCGAUGUUACGAUCGAAAUCAAGCUAAUCGUCGACUUAUGAAAGCAAAAAAUGAGAGAAGAAAGCUUCGAUACGGAGCUGCGGAUGAUUUGAAAAAUAAGCGUAUAACCUAAGAACUGGCGAUGCAGGCAAGCUCGAUUUAAUUCCGAAUGGCCAAAACAGCUUGUCGCGUAUCGUGCUACAACACAGUGCACGCGCACACACACACUGGGGCCGGUUGCAGUCUUAUCGAGCACUUGGUCGUGCUGCGAGUUGAAUCUGUUUUUUGCUUCGUCGAGGAGAGCCGAGUCACGAGUGACAACAGCAACUGCUUAUAUACUGCACUGCAUAAAUAGUCUGUGUCGGGGAAAUAUGAUGAAAUCAGCGACGACGUUACGGGCUAUUUUAAUCGAUGGAAGAUUAUCGGCCGCAACGACGAGUUACAAUAGCUGCUUAACUCGAAGGAUGUCUUCCGCCAACACCGAUGCCGAGGUCUUACUGAGAGAAGUGGCGGACAGCGGAGUCAUCGAGCUGAAUCGGCCAAAGGUACUCAACGCUCUGAACCUGUCGAUGGUCAAUGAAAUCUACCCGGUGCUCAAGCGAUGGCAGGACACGCGAAACUUGGUCCUCAUCAAGGCCGCCGGGGACAAGGCCUUUUGCGCCGGUGGAGAUAUCAAGUCCUUGGUCGUUGCGCUCAACGAGGCCGGCGGCGAGAAAUUGGGCCAGGACUUUUUUAGACGCGAGUAUACACUCAACCAUCUGAUUGGUACAUUUAAAAAGCCUUACGUCGCGUUGAUCCAUGGAAUUACAAUGGGUGGUGGCGUUGGUCUCUCGGUGCAUGGAAAGUACCGAGUGGCUACGGAGAAGACAGUUUUCGCUAUGCCAGAGACCGCCAUCGGUCUGUUUCCCGACGUUGGUGGAAGCUAUUUCUUACCGAGACUCAAGGGAAAAUUGGGCCUAUUUUUCGGCUUAACCGGAUACCGACUUAAAGGUGCCGACGUUGCAUUCGCUGGCGUCGCGACUCAUUACACGACCUCCGACAAACUCGAGUCGUUGACUCAGGAGCUCACGUCAAGGAGCACGGAAGUCGAUCAAAUUCUGGAACCGUAUCUGCCAAAAAAUUUAAACCAUCAAUUCUGUCUGGCGCCUUAUUUGGACGUAAUAGACGAAUGCUUUUCGGCUCCAACUGUCGAAGAAAUCAUCUCCAAGCUUGAAGAGAAAAACACAGACUGGACUCGAGGCAUCGUUGAGACACUUAACAAAGUGUCACCCACGUCUUUGAAAGUGACCAAAAGAGCCAUCGAGGAAGGCGCCUCCAAAACUUUGGCCGAAUGUUUGAGGAUGGAGUACAGAUUAGCUUGCGCAUGUUUGACCAAGGAUAGUGAUUUUGCCGAAGGUGUUAGAGCUUUAUUGAUUGACAAAGAUCAGAAUCCCAAAUGGAAACCAAAGAAAUUGAGUGACGUAUCGGACGCAAUGAUUGACAAAAGAUUUGCUCCAUUAUCAUCAGACAAAGACUUGUUACUUUCUCACUUAUAAAUAUGUAAUGUGAUA